Talaromyces proteolyticus is the source of this 2208-nucleotide messenger RNA. Its product is annotated as putative plasma membrane channel protein Ist2. Gene Ontology annotation, molecular function: chloride channel activity. The coding region runs from base 1 to 2208 and encodes 735 amino acids. NCBI's taxonomy places the organism in Eukaryota, Fungi, Ascomycota, Eurotiomycetes, Eurotiales, Trichocomaceae. Gene Ontology annotation, cellular component: cortical endoplasmic reticulum. Gene Ontology annotation, biological process: chloride transmembrane transport. The transcript is spliced from 5 exons. The record is from RefSeq and is a predicted model, not a curated record.
AUGACAACUUCGCCGUCUGCCGAUGAGCCCCAGGGCAACUAUGACGUGGACUACGUUGUCCGCUAUACUUUUGGCGGCACAGGUAAACAACCCAGCCCGCUGGGAGGAGGCGAGUUCCGUGAUCGCGACGAAGCUACGGAACAAUUGAAUAAUCUAUUGCAGACCUUGGCUGACAUUGGGUUUCUCACCGAGGUUCGCCCGAGCGAUAGGACGACGUUGUUGGUGUUUAUCAGGGCCCCUGAAAAGAGCUUGCUGCGAGCCACGCACACAUCGCGGGUACGCGACUGGCUUUAUGGGCUUCGAAACACUCAGCCUGGUGGUGAAUCCUCGCCGGGCCCCCAGUCCGGUGCAGAGCGUCUGCGAGCUAUUCAUUAUAUGCUGACCGCACCAGUUGAAGAUGGUGGCGCAAAUAUCACCCCUAAGUAUGGACAGUGGAAAAAUGUAGACUCAAUUUUUCCUUUGCAUGAUGACAAGACGAAUCAGGCUUGGAUGAGAGACUGGAGCAAGAAGACUUUUUUGACCAAAGAAGACCUAGACCAAAUUCGCGACAAGUUUGGAGAGAAGAUUGGGUUUUACUUUGCUUUCCUGCAAUCGUAUUUCAGGUUCUUGUUCUUUCCUGCGUUGUUCGGGUUUUCAUCUUGGGUGAUGCUGGGCUACUAUUCGCCAAUCUACGCCAUUGUCAAUUGUGUCUGGUGCGUCGUUUUUGUAGAGUACUGGAAACGACAAGAAGUCGACCUGGGCAUCCGAUGGCAAGUCCGCGGGGUCUCUGUUUUGUCCUCGAAAAACCGGCAUUUCAAACCCGAGAGAGAAGUUCAAGACAAAACCACUGGGGAGUUGCGUCCGAUCUUUCCUUGGACUAAGAGACUGCAGAUACAGCUGCUGCAGAUUCCGUUUGCGCUUGUUGCCGUUAUUGCUUUGGGCGCUGUAAUUGCAACUUGCUUUGCAAUAGAAAUCUUCAUCUCGGAGGUCUACAACGGUCCGCUGAAGACGUAUCUUGUCUUUAUUCCAACAAUCUUGCUUUCUUCACUGCUACCUAUUUCUAGCACCAUUCUUACCAAAGUGGCAACCAAAUUGACUGAGCUCGAAAACUACGAAACUAAAGAAGAACACGAUGUGGCGUUCAUUCAGAAGAUGCUCGUCGUGAACUUCAUCACAUCGUACCUUGCUAUUUUCUUGACUGCCUUUGUCUACGUCCCCUUCGCCAACAUUAUUGUUCCCUAUCUUGAUGUUUUCCGAGUGACAGUACGACCCUUCGUAUCGCAGGAAGACGAAAAGACCAUCAAUCACUCCGACUUCAAAAUCGACCCACACCGUCUACGCAAGCAGGUAAUUUAUUUUGCGGUAACCGCACAGAUUGUGAACACCUGCAUGGAAACCGUCGUCCCUUUCAUCAUGCGCAAACUAGCUAUCAAAUAUAAGGAAUACUCCGAAGAAAAAGCCAACAAUGAAAAGGGCAGUCCAGCAUACGAUGAUCACCCAGACGAAGCCGACCUAUUAAAGAAAGUCCGCAACGAAGCAGACCUCCCCGAAUACGACGUGACAGACGACCUUCGCGAAAUGGUCAUCCAGUUUGGAUACCUCUCCUUAUUCUCAACAGUAUGGCCAUUAGUCCCCGUUUCAUUCCUUUUCAACAACUGGCUGGAGCUGCGUUCCGAUUUCUUCAAAAUAUGCAAAGAGUUCAAACGCCCAGUGCCAGAACGCGCAGAUACUAUUGGCCCAUGGCUCGAUACGCUCGGGCUUCUUGCCUGGAUUGGUAGCAUCACCAGUUCCGCACUCGUGUACAUGUUCAGCAAUGAGGGUCUCGGCCGCCAUGGCAACGCAGGAGAAAUUACGGGAUGGGUGUUAAUGGUAACCAUAUUCUUUGCCGAACACAUCUAUCUCGCUGUACGCUACGUCGUAGAAAAAACAAUGUCCAAGAUCGAGACGCCGAGUAUCAGACAGGAACGGGCUCAGAAGCUGCUUCUACGGAAAAAUAUCCUCGGUACCAUGGCAGAUGAUCAUUCUACAAUUGCCUCCGUGGGUAACGUCGACGGUCCGGACGAAAUUGAUCGGGCGUCGUUGGAAGAAGAUGCGCGUACACGCACUUUGCAAGAAGCGCGUCCGUCGGAUCGGUUCUGGGGAAGGCAGAAGAACUGGAAGGAGUCGCUGCAGAUUGGCACCAAGAUUAUUGAGUCGUAUCAGGCGACGGGGGUGAAGAAACAGCAGUAG